Messenger RNA from Sphaerulina musiva SO2202, 1276 nucleotides. RefSeq names its product GTP-binding protein 1. Gene Ontology annotation, biological process: cytoplasmic translation. The record is from RefSeq and is a predicted model, not a curated record. NCBI's taxonomy places the organism in Eukaryota, Fungi, Ascomycota, Dothideomycetes, Mycosphaerellales, Mycosphaerellaceae. Gene Ontology annotation, molecular function: GTP binding; GTPase activity. Bases 70 to 1200 code for a protein of 376 amino acids. The transcript has 6 exons. Gene Ontology annotation, cellular component: cytoplasm.
ACACACACUUCUCUCCUCUCUUUCCCUUGACAAGCAACGCUCGCGGCACCGCGAGCACCUACCGCCAUCAUGGUGAAUAUCACGGAUAAGAUCAAGGAAAUUGAGGAGGAAAUGAGCAAAACACAGAAGAAUAAGGCUACUAAUUAUCAUUUGGGUCUGCUGAAGGGAAAGCUCGCGCGACUACGAGCACAGCUUCUCGAGCCCACCAAAGCCGCAGGAUCAGAGGGCACAGGCUUCGAUGUCAGCAAGUCCGGCGAUGCUCGAAUAGCACUGGUCGGCUUCCCUUCGGUCGGAAAGUCCACCUUCUUGUCCAAGAUCACAAAGACCAAAUCCGAAGUUGCAGCAUACUCCUUCACCACACUCACCGCAAUUCCUGGCGUGCUCGAAUAUGGCGGUGCCGAGAUCCAAAUCCUCGAUCUGCCCGGUAUCAUCGAGGGUGCUGCAGAGGGAAAGGGCAGAGGUCGACAGGUCAUCUCCGCUGCCAAAACGAGUGAUAUGAUUGUCAUGGUUUUGGAUGCGACGAAGCGAAAGGAGCAACGUGCACUGCUGGAAGCGGAACUCGAAGCGGUGGGGAUCCGACUGAAUCAAGACCCACCGAACAUCUACCUGAAGCCGAAAGCAGCGGGGGGUGUCAAAAUCACUUUUCAAGCUCAGCCGAAGAAUCUGGAUCAGAAGAUGCUGUACAAUAUCCUCAAAGGUUACCGCAUUUUGAAUGCAGAGGUAUUGAUUCGAGAUGAGAAUGCCACCGUCGACCAAUUCAUCGACGUCAUCAUGAAAGACCACCGCACAUACAUCAAAUGCCUGUACGUGUACAACAAAAUCGACAGCGUCAAUCUCGAAUUCCUCGACAGCCUCGCUCGCGAACCGCACACGGCCGUCAUGAGCUGCGAACUCGACCUGGGCGUACGCGACGUCGUCGACCGCUGCUGGACCGAAUUGAAUCUGAUACGCAUCUACACGAAGCGCAAAGGCGUGGAUCCCGAUUUCGCCGAAGCGCUGAUUGUGCGGCACGGAAGCACGAUUGAGGAUGUCUGCGACGCGUUGCAUCGGAGUAUGAAGGAUAGUUUCAAGUAUGCCCUCGUGUGGGGUGCGAGUGCGAAGCAUGUGCCGCAGAGAUGUGGAUUGGCGCAUGUGGUGGCGGAUGAGGAUGUGGUGAGUAUUGUGGGGACGAAGAGUGGGUUGAAUGCGGAGACGAAGUAGUGGUUGUCUGAGUGUGAGUUGAGUGAGAUGAGAUGAGAUGAGAAACAAGAAAGAGGGCCUGAAAUGAGCUUUUUCU